Molecule: messenger RNA, 4485 nt
Organism: Neocloeon triangulifer
Lineage: Eukaryota; Metazoa; Arthropoda; Insecta; Ephemeroptera; Baetidae
Gene: ich
Product: ichor
Exons: 3
Coding region: 783-2342 (519 amino acids)
Biological process (GO): embryonic pattern specification; regulation of transcription by RNA polymerase II; embryo development
Cellular component (GO): nucleus
Molecular function (GO): RNA polymerase II transcription regulatory region sequence-specific DNA binding; DNA-binding transcription factor activity, RNA polymerase II-specific
Source: RefSeq, a predicted model, not a curated record
GGUAUGCGCGCCUCCUCAGCCAGCGAGCAAGACCCGUUUGUUACUCCUUCAUCAGUCGGGCUAUCUACUUCCUGCUGGUGAGACUGUGUUAGUAAAUUGACCCGCCGUGCAGAAGCUGGCUGUGUUUUUCCGCCGAUUGUUGUGCCAGUGUUGCCUGUGAAACUGAAAAGGACCACUGGAUUAUUUUUCGCAUUUGGAUCUCAACCCCGUGGAUUUUGGAUACCAGUCCGCCGAACCCCCAGAGGCCCCUCAUUAUGGGUAGCAUUCAUGCAACUCCAUUACCUCGGCUCAUUUUGACGGAUCGAAAACGACCCCUAGACUAGACCAUGGCGAUACAACGAAGACCGCAGACCUGGCGCUCCGGAAAAUGUUGGAACGCACAGCCUCCUGACCUCUGAAUCUUCGCCCCCAUCAAUCGGCUUCCCUCCCCUGCCUGCCGAGCAGCCAUGGUGCACGUGCGGUGCUAAAGUCGCGCACACAGACAGCGUGACGUCGGCACGACGCCUCGUCUCAAGCACACCCCCGUCCUGCCCGACAGGCCUACUUGGUACUUUUUCCCCUGUGACAGUGUUAACAACGCCGCCCCGCUGGAUCCCCCGUGGCUCAGUCCGCGCCGUUCCGCGCCCGGACCAACCCUGCAGCUGUACGGUGGCGGAGGCGCCAACGCGGCGUCCACCACCGCGCCCCUGAUCUCUUCAACCACGUGCUCACCACUGCCAUCAUCCUCGUGCUCGCCGGACAAUAACCUGGCGUCCAUUGACCAACUGGCCGUUCUCCAUGGCAUGAAGUUCACCACCGUGGUUGUAGACGGCGGCUCCGGCGACGUUGACUCCAUCAUGAACUGUUGGUCGAGUGACCAGCACUACGCUGUUGUUGAUAGUUCUGGUGAGGUGGCGCUGACGUCGUCCAGCUCGGAUGAGCUCAAGUUGCUUGACCCCGUGGUUGAGGGCAAGGCCACCAUGGAUGUGCUGGACAGCCUGCUCUCGGGCACGCAAGUCGGCAACAACAACAGUUUCGCCGAGCUGAAGCCGUUGCCCCCCUUCAUCACAUCCUACACCGGCCAGGUGCGACUCAACGACAUCCGGUUGAACGAAUUCUACGCGCCGUCGCCGCAGAGUCAGCAGCAGCAACAGAUUCCGUCUCCAAACAGUGGCGUAGUCGGUAGCUCUAAUAGGUUAGAGACGAAUAAUAACAAUUCCAAUGUAAACAACAACAACAAUGUGUACAAAAACUGUAGUGUCUCCACUAGUGGUAAUGAACUUUAUUAUAUGACUGAGCCGGUGACGUCGACUGUCGACGGUCUGGUGACCAAACAUGAUGAUGUUAUCCUCGGCAGCAUCGCCGACAGUGAGAUGGAUGAUUUUGCGGCCAUCAUCGGCAACGUCAUGGCUGACACGACGGUGCACAACGCAGGUCUCGACAGUGUCGCCGACGUCAUCAACCGUGAUGCCUGGAUGGACUUUGACCUUAUUGACACGUGCACGGCCAAGGACGCCGACUACCUGCACGAAAUGGCCAACCACUUUGUCAACGACUGCUCGCCGUCGCCGCCUUCGUCAAAUCCGUCGGUGGUGUCGCCACCGUCGAGCUCCCAACAGCAACAGGCGUCUUCGUCAACGUUGCAGUCGUUGCUGACCCAAGGCACCCCUCCCGCUAACUACCAGGCCAUCAACAGCAGCAACAUCAAACGCGAGCCGGCCACCUACCAUCACAUGCCGUUGCUACAGAGUCGUCUGCAAAACGGCGCCAACGGCAACUCGAUGAUGAACAACAAAGACCCUCAGCAGCAGCAGCAGCAACAACAACAGUUCCUGCCCUACUGCAACGGUGGUGCCGGCGGCGGCAAAGACAUGUUACCUCACACGACGCUGGCCAGUCCGCCAGGUCACGUGACCACGUCAGAACUCGUCAACGGCGGCCCCAGUCCGCCGAGGUUCAACAGCGGGGCGCCGUCGCGCAACAACAACGCCAAGUUCCGUCCGGCCAACAACCGCGGCGAGCUGAGUUCGCUGGAUGGCUACGGCGGUGGCUCAAUGUCGACGCCUCCGGCCAAGAAGUCCAAGAGUCGCAGCAAGAACAAGCUGAACGCGCAAAACAGCGGCAACAGCGGCGCUGCCGCGGCAGGUCUGGCGACCUACCCUGACGGCAGUGCCAAGGAAAAGCCCGUGCACCACUGCUCGAUAUGCAACCGAGGGUUCCUGAACAAGUCCAACAUCAAGGUGCACCUGCGGACGCACACCGGCGAGAAGCCCUUCCGCUGCGAGGUGUGCGGCAAGGCCUUCAGGCAGAAGGCGCACCUCAUCAAGCACCAGCAGAUCCACAAACGGGUCGGCAGGGACUGACCAGCCACCCUAUCUAGCGACGACCCUAUUUAAUUUUAAAUAUACAAAAAAGCGCGGCAAUCAAUGGCAACAAAAGUGCUUCCGUAAUUCAGGGUGCGGGUUUCGAAAAUGUCACCUGCCGACCUGAGCUGCCAAAAGGUCGGAAAGCAAACAGGCGUGCGUGGCCCCUCCCACUUGAUUUUUGCAAGCAAGUGAUUUCAAUAGCCCACCUGUGGAUUAAAAUAUAUUAAUUUUUAAAAAUAAUAAAUUACUGCUAGUCAUCAAAGCACUCUUUCUUAUCUCUCCACUUUUUCGUGUACGUGUAUUAAGCGUAAUGUUACUAUACUCAACACAACAGUUGUUUGAAAAUGAUGUUGGCAUUGAUUGUACCUGCGAUUUUCCAACCUGUGAACUGCCCUAUUAAGUGUUAGUAAGUGCGUGCAAAAUCAAAUUCGAAGCUCUUUUUUUAAGUGUGAAAAGCAGGAGUUUUUCAAUCACGAGCCAAAGAUUAUCAAACCUGCUGCGAUUGCGAGAAUAUAAUUGUAAAAAACGAAACAAACUCUUUAAACUUUUGUUUUUUAAGUAAUCAUUGUUCCUCACAAGCAAACAAACGAAACGAAUGGUUUAACAUACAAAUUCCGGUUGCUUGAGACUCGCAAGAAACUCUCGGCGGAAAAAUAAGUAAUGGUACUUUUAAAACACACACGAAAAAAUGCAUUGAAUAAAAAACAAACUCUUAUCGUCUAAUGUUUAGUGCGUAACAAACCUGUACAGAAAACGAACACACACACAUGAACGGAACAAGGCGGGGUAUUUAAAGAAAAUUAAUUUUCUAAUUGCUAUUUGUAGAUAGUUAUCGAAGAAAAGCCCUUCUUUGAAGGGCGCCACUAUAUAUUGCUCUUUUAACUUGUUGUGUCUCAUCUCAUGAGUUUAAUUUGGUUGUUUUCACGCAGCCAAGAAAAAAGUGUACUACCACCACGUUGUUGUUGUUGAAGAAAAUUAAUAUGGAAAAGUGUAUUUUGUAUCAUUUUGUACAGAGAAAUUAUUUUGCGGUUAAGUUUAUAUAAAUCUCCCCAUUUGUAAUUAUCAGUUGUUAUUUAUGCAAUUCUCCAUUAACUUGUAAGCCUUAGGUUUAAGUUUCGCAAAACGAACGGAAUCUCCAACACGCAGUAUCUAUUAAAUAAAAAAAAAAAUUGUAUAUGUACUACUCUUACAUGUUGUAAACAUUUUAAAACCGUUCAUCGAAUUACAAACGCAUAUUAUUCUAAUGUAAAGCAUUGUGAUUCUGAAAGACAAAAAAAAUCUAUAUAUUUUUGAUACACAAACACGCGCGAAUCAAUCUUCUUUCAAACGGGUGUAAGCUGAAGAAGGGAAUCAAAGAUUUAUUUUUGUAAUAACAAUUUUUCCAUCGCAGCUGAAAUUUUAACAAUCUAUUUAAUAUAGCGAUCCCCCCUCAAGCCAGUUGUGCUUUCCGUACCUAAUUUAUUUUGCAGCCCUUCCCCCCACCCUUUUAUCGCGACCACGGUGCAUUCUUUUUUUUAAUUUAAUUUUUAAUUGACUUUUGUGUCUGUAUUUAUAAAUAAUUGAUCAAGCAAAGUACAACUCGCCAAAAAUCCGCAAUUACUAAUUAAUUUAUUUCCCAGGGGUCAGCCUCACCUGCUGCGUUAUUUUCUCCCCUUUUUGCUCAUCGAAGAACUACUUUUAUUUAUUUAUUUACUCCGCUACUACUGUACUAAUUGGGAAUUGGUGCAUAAUUUUUAACCAACACGCGCUUCUAUUUAUCUGUCUCUACGCUCUUUUCCGCGCGCGGCCGCUGCGAUUUUCUCUUUCUCGAAUGAAACCUCGGACACGCGUUUAUUCUCUUUACUUCUUUUUCAAUAAGUAGUGUAUUGUUUAAUUUUCAAUCACUCGCGUCUCGGUCCGCUCUUUGUUUGAAUGGUGACUUCGGUUGCAAAUGAAAGAAUCUGUUAUCACGAUGCUUAGCGAAACAAGUGUAAACAAAUCGGUCUGUUCAUAUAUAUAUAAUAAUUUAAACAAUUUAUAUAUACACAGGCUCAGUUGUUGUAUUGAUGUAUCUGUUUUUCAUGUUGGAAGUGAAGCGAAAUCGACGAUGUUAAUAUUAGUUUCUUUUUUAAAAAAUAAUACAAAUUGAAGGAAAUAAUAA